This is a messenger RNA of Miscanthus lutarioriparius, 858 nucleotides long. The record is from the annotation of a GenBank genome assembly. Lineage: Eukaryota; Viridiplantae; Streptophyta; Magnoliopsida; Poales; Poaceae.
AUGGCCGACGGCGAGCCUUCCCUCACCGGCUGGACCUUCGAGGAGAGGAAGGUGGAGAUACGCAAUGGGGCUAUAGAGGAUGGUCCACCGCAGAAACCUCUACUUCCUUCAUUUGAAUCUGCAGAAACGCGCAACUUAGCUGAGACAUUGUUGAGGGAUAUAAUUCGUGGGAGUCCAGAUGUUAAAUGGGAAAGCAUAAAAGGUCUGGAGAAUGCAAAACGUCUUCUCAAAGAAGCAGUUGUCAUGCCCAUUAAAUAUCCCAAAUACUUCACUGGUCUAUUAUCACCUUGGAAAGGCAUAUUACUAUUUGGUCCACCUGGAACAGGAAAGCUGUACUCUAUUCGAGAAAAGAACAGUUCUUUGGAAUGUUCUACUCUCUACUGCAAUUUGGCUAAGCAUAUGGUUGGGUUGAUUAAGACAGAUGAGCUUGUUUUUGUUCUAGCAGCAACAAAUUUACCAUGGGAGUUGGAUGCAGCAAUGCUGCGUCGGCUGGAGAAGCGUAUUCUUGUUCCAUUGCCAGAGCCAGAUGCUAGACACGCUAUGUUUGAAGAGCUCCUGCCAUCUACACCUGGCACAAUGGAGAUUCCCUAUGAUGUUCUUGUAGAAAAAACUGAAGGAUAUUCUGGCUCUGAUAUUCGCCUUGUAUGCAAGGAAGCAGCAAUGCAGCCCCUAAGACGGUUAAUUCGGUUAGUCUUUAGAGCUUUUUCUGUGGGACAUGUUGCAGAGUUGCCUGAAGUUAGUCCAGUAACUACAGAAGAUAUUGAACUUGCUUUGAGGAAUACAAGACCGUCUGCUCAUCUUCAUGCACAUAGAUACGAAAAGUUCAACCAAGAUUAUGGCAGUCAUGUCCAUGACUAA